CGAGGAGGCGCCGGCCGCCGAGCCCGACGGACCCCUGACGCUCUACCUCAUCGUCUGCCUGGCCUGCGUGUCGGCGCUCUUCCUGGCCACCGCGGUGGCCGCCGCCGUGCUGAGGCUGCGUCGCGCCAGGCGGAGCGAGGCCGACACCUUGCCCACCUUCCCGAAGGCUGCCGCGGAGAGCAACGCGGGCUCCCUGCCCCGCAGCCUCGUCUACGACGUCUGCUUCGCCGCCGGGACCGUCAACAGCGAGUUCCGGUUCCUCCGGCCCCUCUUGCCCUGCUUCCCCGCCGGGCUCCCCCCCGGCCCGGGCGAACAGCGGAGCUCCGUGUGCUCGCAAGAGGCGGCCAACCUCGGCGAAGAAGGCGACUUCGGGGCUGCACAGGCCAGCCCUCAGGAGUCCCACACUUUUAGGGCAACAGAAAAAGCCUGCACAAAAGAAGACUUCCCCUUGGUUGAGGAAGACCAAGCUAGGGCACAGUUAAGUAAACUGGAUAUCCGCAAGUCCAUGGGUCCUAAUGGGAUGCACCCACGAGUGCUGAGGGAACUGGCGGCAGUGAUUGCUGGGCCCCUCUCCAUCAUCUCUGAAAGGUCAUUUGCUAGUCAUUGUCGAGGAUACAUCCACCCUAUAACUUAUUCCAUAGUUCAAAAUUCAGAAGAAAAUCUCCAUACGUUUAAAAUAAAUCCAGAGACAGGACAGAUUCGACUGAAAAAGCCGGUGGACUACGAAGAAACAAAGGCCACAGACGGAGGAGGUCUGUCCGCUCACUGCAAGGUAGAGGUGCAGGGGGAGGGCGUGAACGACAACGCCCCCGAGGUGAUCAUCACGUCCUUCAGCAACACUUUCUCGGAAGCCGCCCCGCCAAGCACUGUAGUGGCUCUGUUCAAUGUGCGGGACCGGGAUUCGGGGGACAACGGCAGGAUGAGGUGUGAAUUGCCUGGCAAGCAGUCCUUCAGUCUCACGCCGGUAGUGGUGGACGCAUACGCGCUGGUGACAUUGGAGGCGCUGGACCGGGAGCAGGUGACGGUCCGCGCCCGAGACGAGGGCUUUCCGCCGCUCUCGGCAUCCAAGACGCUGCUUGUGCAGCCCUUGGACGUGAACGACAACGCGCCCGCCUUCUCCCAGGACGUUUACACCAUGGUGCUGAGCGAAAACGAACGCGCGGGGACGAGCCUGGGCCACCUGAAAGCCACGGACGCUGACGCGGGAAAAAUCGCCCACGUCAGCUACGCGCUGGGACCGCGCAGACCGGGCGCGCCCUGAGCCGUAUCCUUCGUGUCCGUGAACGCGGAGAGCGGAACCGUGCGGGCGCUGCUCCCGCUGGACUACGAGGAGGUGCGCGCCUUGGAGGUGACGGUGCGCGCCGCCGACGGCGGCUCGCCGCCGCUCAGCGCCCAGGCGGUGCUGCGCGUGGUGGUGCGGGACGAGAACGACAACGCGCCCGUGGUGCUGCACCCGUCCCGCGACGGCCUGGCGGCGGCGGCGGCGGGCGAGCUGGUGCCGCGCUGGGCGCGGGAGGGCUACCUGGUGGCCAAGGUGGUGGCGGUGGACGCGGACGCGGGUCAGAACGCGUGGCUGUCGUACGAGCUGGCCAAGGCGACGGAGCCGGGGCUGUUCCGCGUGGGGCUGCACAGCGGCGAGGUGCGGACGGCGCGGGCCGUGGCCGAGAGGGACGCGCCGCGCCAGAGGCUCGUCGUGCUGGUGCGAGACCGCGGGCAGCCGCCGCGCUCCGCCACCGCCACCCUCGGCAUCGCCCUGGUGGACGGCUUCUCCGACGUCUUCCUCCAGCUCUCCCAGGCUACUGCGGGGCGGUGGCAGCAGCAGCCGGCCGAAGAGGACAUGCUCACCAUCUACCUCGUUGCAGCCCUAGGCUGCGUCUCGUCGCUCUUCCUCCUCUCCGUCCUCGCCUUUUCGGCGGCCAAGCUCUGCAAGGCUUGACUCCGGGCACGCCUUUCGCCUCCCUCUGCUCGCUACUACGCUGACGGCGACUUCGCUGCUGACGGCGUGGACGUGGCCGGCACGGGGACUGUCUCGCUGACAGAACGAUACGAAGUGUGCCUCAGCAGCGGCUCGGGGAGGAGUCAGUUCUGCUUCCUGAGGACCGUCCUGCCCAACCCAAAAAGCAGUCCUGAGGAAGGGGCGCGCAAGGACGAAGAGCCGCUAUGCAGCUCGCAUCCGAGGGAGAGAGGGAAGGCGAACCAGGGAGCACAGCCCCUCCGCCUGUUCAGCCGAGGAAUGGCCGGACGGGGAUCGCGUCCAUGCCUGAGCCUUACCGAGACCUGCUCCCAUUCCCCGUGA
This is a messenger RNA of Calidris pugnax (ruff), 2296 nucleotides long. Its product is annotated as protocadherin beta-4-like. The transcript has 3 exons. The record is from RefSeq and is a predicted model, not a curated record. NCBI's taxonomy places the organism in Eukaryota, Metazoa, Chordata, Aves, Charadriiformes, Scolopacidae. Gene Ontology annotation, molecular function: calcium ion binding. Gene Ontology annotation, cellular component: plasma membrane. Gene Ontology annotation, biological process: homophilic cell-cell adhesion. The annotation marks the transcript as partial.